UUAUUUGGAUUAUAUGAACUGCGUCAUGAUAUACGCUUAGUUAUGAUUAUAUAACGCUAAAAGUUAUUUUUUUCUUAGUCACUUAACCAAAGUAAAAAAACACCGUGGAUUGCUUCAUAAGCACUAAGACUUUCCGGGUCAAUAGAAAAAAAAUUGAUGGUGAGUGUCUAUAUAAAAUUUAUAAUUUUGCUACAUAAGCUUGGAAGUUGCAAUGAACCUCGGCGCCACUGCUAUUAUCGAUGUACUACUGUAUUAGGGUUAAUAUUAGACGUCUCCGAGGCGGUCACAGUCGAUGGGAUUCGAUUGUUCGAUACCGUGGGCCCAUAUUCACGACACCCGAAAAUCGGCGAUCAGUGUUUCCGGCACAGGCACAUUGAUCGGACAUGACCAUCGUGUGCAAUGACACAACAAUAAUGGCAAUAUAAUUGUAUUUUAUUUUAUGUACCACGCGGUGAUCAAUAAUUGGUUUAUUGUAUUAUAACUACGAGAGGAGCCAAAUUGCGCACAUCCCACAGCCGUGUCAAGUGUCGACUCAACUACGUAAUAGUCUAUACUUAUUAUUGUAAUGGAUUCGUGGCUGUCGGUGGACGUGACAACGGCCAAUGUCCUGUCCAGAGACAAUCGAGGAUCCGUCCGCGGAGUCAAGACGCGUAUAUAUUUCCUUCGACUCGACUACAGACAAUGGAUAUAUCGUCAGACGUCUGGGGGCAGUUAGCAUUAGAGGCUUCUCAGGUGUAUAUCGAUGACGGUACAGGAGGACCCGCCAAGAGCCCGUACGCCGGAACGACGAUCGAAAAAUUACCGGAUAAAGUUUUGCUGAACAUAUUUUCGUACCUGAGCCACAAAGAAAUAUGUAGUAUGUCAAGAGUGUGUAGAAAGUGGCGCACGAUUGCGUAUAACACGUCCCUGUGGUACAGCGUAUCUCUGAGACCGGAAAUAUCAGGACUUCACGUCACGUCUCUGGACUUUUUGUUGUCUUUGAUCAGUGUGAGAUUCGGCUCUUCGUUGCGCUACAUAGAGUUGCCAAUCGAGCUUAUAACGCACACAGUCUUGCACGAACUGGCCAAUAGGUGUCCAAAUCUCACUCAUAUGCUACUCGACUUUUCGACCGCCAUGCAACUACACGAUUUCAGCGAGCUCCAAGCGUUCCCCACCAAGUUGAAAUACCUCUGCGUGUGCCUGUCGGAAGUGAUCUUCAUGGAAGGGUUCAUGAGAAAAAUCUAUAACUUCAUCAACGGACUGGAAAUACUUCACCUGAUAGGUACUUACGAAAAAGUCGAAGAGGAAGAAGAAGAGAUUUAUGAAGUGAUAAAUGUGCACAAACUCAAAUCGGCGACGCCAAACUUGAGGGUCAUAAACUUGUACGGAAUAAACUUCAUCGACGACAGCCACAUUGAUGCGUUCAGCUCCAAUUGUAUACAACUUGAGUGUCUGGCCGUGAACUAUUGCUCCAAGGUCACGGGGUCUACAAUGAAAACGUUAUUUCAGAGAAGUAAAAGGCUCAGGUGUCUCUUAAUGAAUCAAACGAAUCUCAUCAGCGAGUAUUUAAUGCAAGUGGAAUGGGAAAAAUCUUCGAUUCAAGAAUUAGACAUAUCUGGGACCGAUCUCUCUACCGAAUGCCUGAUCGAUAUGUUAGUUCGGAUACCGAAUUUGAAGUUUCUGAGCGCAGGCCAGAUGAACGGAUUCAAUGACACUGUGUUAAGUUCGUUCAUGGAAAUGGGUAACGUCAGGAACCUGAUCGCGCUAAAUUUGGACUAUUCGGACAAUUUGUCGGACGAGGGACUUUAUAAAUUUUUGUCCCGUUAUGGACAUCAGCUACAGGGGCUUUCUUUGGCCGGCAUGCCACAUAUUACUGAUCAACUGUGGAACACAGUCUUACCGGUUCUCAACAAUGUCAUAAUUAUGGUUAUGGGCACUCAAGAGAGACUAUCUGGUAACGUGUUAGUAGAUCAACUUAUGGACGGUAUAGCUACUAAUUGUCCGAGAUUAGAAAGACUCGAAUUGAAAUGGGAUCCGGAUAAUUUAAGAUUUUCGGAUAAAAGCCAAAAAGCGAUUGAUAUUUUUCGAGUAAAAUGUUUGAAACUCAAAUGCUUGGUUCUAAGCGAUGGAAGGUAUUACGAAAUAGUGAAAGCAAACUUCGAAAGAGCAGAUAGACUAACGGUGGUUAGAACCACUACAUGUUGUAGUGUCUCCAAUUAUUACCUACUACAAAAUUACAAAGAUUUAAUAUUUAAUUGAUUCCAGAUCAUUUAUAAUUAUUUAUAAAAUUAAUUAAGUUAUCAAAAUGUAAAUAAUUGUGUUUCCGACAGUACAUAAUAUUAUUAUAGUGUCAACCAUAUAUUAUAGUCUAAGCACCUCAAACAAUAAUAAAGUAUACAUAUU
Messenger RNA from Acyrthosiphon pisum (pea aphid), 2382 nucleotides. It is a transcript of the gene FipoQ, whose product is annotated as F-box/LRR-repeat protein FipoQ. Gene Ontology annotation, biological process: positive regulation of protein ubiquitination. Lineage: Eukaryota; Metazoa; Arthropoda; Insecta; Hemiptera; Aphididae. The coding region runs from base 682 to 2238 and encodes 518 amino acids. The transcript has 10 exons. The record is from RefSeq and is a predicted model, not a curated record. Gene Ontology annotation, molecular function: protein binding.